Molecule: messenger RNA, 1248 nt
Organism: Camarhynchus parvulus
Lineage: Eukaryota; Metazoa; Chordata; Aves; Passeriformes; Thraupidae
Gene: KCNK12
Product: potassium two pore domain channel subfamily K member 12
Exons: 2
Coding region: 1-1248 (415 amino acids)
Biological process (GO): stabilization of membrane potential; potassium ion transmembrane transport
Cellular component (GO): membrane
Molecular function (GO): potassium ion leak channel activity
Source: RefSeq, a predicted model, not a curated record
AUGAUGCCCCCGCGGGGGGCGGUGGGCUCCUGCCGCCGGCGGCGCCUGGCGCCCCUCAACGAGGACAACGGGCGGUUCCUGCUGCUGGCCGCCCUCAUCGCGGCGUACCUGAGCGCCGGCGCCACCGUCUUCUCGGCCCUCGAGAGCCCGUCGGAGGCGGCGGCGCAGCUCCGCUGGAACCGGACCCUCCACAACUUCAGCCGCAUCUUCAACAUCAGCCUGCCGGAGCUGCGCGCCUUUCUGCGGAGCUACGAGGCGGCCAUGGCCGCGGGCAUCCGCGUCGACGCCCUGCGGCCCCGCUGGGACUUCCCCGGCGCCUUCUACUUCGUGGGCACCGUGGUCUCCACCAUAGGUUUUGGAAUGACCACGCCAGCAACCGUGGCUGGAAAAGUGUUCCUCAUCGUUUAUGGCCUUUUUGGGUGUGCCGGGACCAUCCUCUUCUUCAACCUCUUCCUGGAGCGCAUCAUCUCCCUGCUGGCAUUCAUCAUGAAGGCGUGCUACGAGAGGCAGCUGCGAAGGAGUGGUCUCCUACCUCCCAACUUCCGAAAGGGGCCAGCCGUGUCUGGGGUGGGCAGCCUCGUGGGCUGGAAGCCGUCCGUUUACCACGUGAUGCUGAUCCUGGGAAUUUUUGCUAUCGCCCUUUCCUGCUGCGCCUCGGCCAUGUACACGGCAGUGGAAGGGUGGAACUACAUUGACUCCUUGUAUUAUUGCUUUGUCACCUUCAGCACCAUCGGCUUUGGAGAUUUGGUAAGCAACCAAAACGCUGUGUACCAGCAUCAGGGAUUAUACAGAUUCGGGAACUUCAUGUUUAUAUUAAUGGGAGUAUGUUGCAUAUACUCCCUUUUUAAUGUCAUCUCGAUCGUAAUCAAACAAAUUUUGAACUGGGUGUUGAAAAAAUUCGAAUGCAGAUGUUGCCCAAAGUGCCAUAAAUCCAGUACCCGCCUCAGCCGUCGCAACGCCAUCACCCCGGGGGCCCGCCUGCGCCGCCACAACGUGGCCAGGGACGCUGACGGGCAGUACGACAGUGACACCGAGGGCAGGAGGCUCUCCGGGGAGAUGAUCUCCAUGAGGGAGCUCACUGCGUCCAGCAAAGUCUCCCUGGCCAUCCUGCAGAAGCAGCUGUCCGAGACGGCCAACGGGUACCCGAGGAAUGUGUGUAUCAACACGAGACAGAACGGGUUCUCGGCGGGGGUGGGGGCUCUGGCCAUCAUGAACAACCGCUUGGCAGAAACGAGUGAUUCUAGGUAG